This is a messenger RNA of Culex pipiens pallens (northern house mosquito), 2129 nucleotides long. RefSeq lists its product as uncharacterized. Lineage: Eukaryota; Metazoa; Arthropoda; Insecta; Diptera; Culicidae. The record is from RefSeq and is a predicted model, not a curated record. Bases 536 to 1663 code for a protein of 375 amino acids. The transcript is spliced from 5 exons.
AUCGUAAGUGGGUGGCUUGCAGGAAAAAAGAGGGGUGCGAGUUGAAAAUGUCUGCUACCUGACCUGCACGAAGAAAUACAGCCUGAGAGUGUCGUGGAAAUCAGCUUUGAUGUGAAGUUCAAGUGGAGCAAACGGGAUGAGCACUGAGCAGUUUAAUGGACUGCUAUUAUAUUUCACGACGACGGCGACAGUGACGGAAUAGUAACUACGAGUUCAGGAGUAGCAAGUGCACAGCAUCCGGAGUGGAAUUGUGACAAAAAAAUAGUGGGAGCUGGGGAAAAAAGGUUUCAACGGAAGGAUCUGCUGCUUGUGUAGCUGAAAGAAAUUUGGUGCAAGAAUAGUAAGAGUGCAGCGAUUUUGGUGUAAAUAGUUUGUUGUGAACCUAGGUUUUGUUCGUCCUUUCUUUGAUUUUCUCUGCCAGUCGGAUAAGCUAAGGCGUUUAAAUGGUUGAUCCACUUUCAUUGCUGGCCAAUAAUACUACAGCGAUUGGGGAUGAAAACAAUUGAAAGCGGCAACCGGCAACGACAGCAACACGAUGCAGCAACAAGAGAAACGUCGCGAGCUGCGGCUGAAAAAGUUCUGGCGGACCACCACCAAACCUCCCACAUCGUCCGAAGACUCCGGCGGCUGCGAAAGUCCUACAAAACUCGGACGAAAGGCCUUCCAGCAGCCGCACCAGAAUAGCAUCAACAGUCCGGCUAGGAACCCGCCCACAUGUUCCCUUCCGCUGCUGCAGGUGUGGCCCAGCCAGGACUCGCCACGUGGCGAAGCCGACGGCCAAAGUUUCGUGUUUCCGCUGGCCCCCGAUGACACCCACUUGGGCGGUCUGCAUCACACCUCCUCGCUGUACCAUCCGGCGAUCGCAUCGGGCAGCGGAAGUGGCGACCUGCGGCGGAACUCCCUCUUCGUGGACCAGCUGCAGGCCGGCGAUUCCGGGAUUGACUCCGUGCAGGCGUCACCCUCGCCGGUGGCCAUGCCCUGUCAUCCGAUGGUCGUGUCCAACGCCAUCUCACCAAGUGCAUCGCCGACGGUGGGUUCGCCGACGCACUCGGUGGACCGGAACAACCGGCGGCCGUCAACGUCCCUGUUGCACCCGGACCAUGCCCGACUCUUUGCCCUGCGCCAACCGACGUCACCCGACCAAUCAUCACUAGAAGACAAUACGGAAUUCAACGGUGCCGUGGGGAACCACGGCCUGUGCACGGCCAGUUCCAGCACGACCUCGUCCCUGACGUCGGUGGCGGUGGCCACCCUGGGACAUCAUCCACAAAGAUCCUCGGACCCCUGGCUGCGCCCCGAGCGUGACAAGGACCAUCUCGAUCUGGACCAGCGGCGCGCCUCCACCAUGACCGCUCGCCUCUCCCUCUUUGACGCCCUGGACCUGGAGUACGCCCUGCUGCGAGCGGCCGCCCGUGGUUCCGUUGGGCCGUACUCCCUGAGCGAAUCGCUCCACAAGCUCACCUUUACCCAAUCGCUCGCCUUUCCGGCGUUGGCCCGCGGGUUGGCCUCGAAGCGGCGUGCCUCGACGGAGCAGAGUUCAACGCGGCCGCUCAACCCGAACGAGUCCGGCCUGAACACGUUCGCCAAGGUCGUCACCGCCUGUGUUCUAGUGAUGGUUAGCUUUCUGGUGUUUCUCGUAGUGUACAAGUACGUACGGACGUGAGGGUUGCUCCUGGCCCCGACCGAAGUCACGCUGGCACAGGCCACCACGGCCACCACCCUCGUGACCAACAGCUAUCACCGCGUGGCUAACAGAACGCUUGCGUCGGGCGUCAGGAAGCUUUUUAACCUCGAAAAUUAGUGACAAAAGUGCAGAACAGCGAAGAACCUUGUGCAGCACAACGUGAACGAACCUCCCAGCGCGAACCGAUCGGGAGGGAGGGGGCGGAAACGUGCUUCUUUCUUAUGAUGUAGAUCAUUUAAGGAAAUUUAGGAAGAAAACAAAUGAAGAAGAAGAAGAAGAAGAGAAAAUCAGCUGAAGAAGACGGUAUUUAGUUCGUAUUCAACAUCACACGGUCACCAAGUUUAUCAAACAUUUGUAAUGAUAUAUCCAACAACAACUUCAACAUCAUAUGGCUUCACUCUGUUGCAUAAUAAUCCCUUAAUUCAAACAUUUCAUUGUUCCAAUA